AUGGUGUACUGGUUAACUGCCGGGUCCGGAGGGACGCGACAGGGGCUCGCGGGCGUUAAAAAAAGCCAGGGAAAGCGUUUCCUCACGCAGGUUCGGUUUCGGUUGUUUGUUUUGGUCGUUUCGGGGAAGGUAACGUGCGGUAGCGGGUUUUUCCCCCGCGUCGUUUUUCGCAGUAGGCCCCGCUCCCCUGACGGGCGUGUGUUCCCCGAGCAGGUCUCGGUGCUGUAUUUCGCCAGGAGCGCAGAGCUGGCGGGGCUGCGCUGCGAGACCCUCUCGGUGCCGCGGCAGAUCACGGCUCUGCAGCUCUGGGAGGAGAUCGUCAGGCUGCACCCCAGGCUUGCUGUCAUCCGGGAUCAAGUGGUUUUUGCUGUUCGGCAGGAGUACGUGCUUCUUGGAGAUCAGCUCCUGGUCCUGCAGCCUGGAGACGAGGUUGCCAUUAUCCCACCAAUUAGUGGAGGCUGAAUCUGCUGAGAUUCUG
This is a messenger RNA of Haliaeetus leucocephalus (bald eagle), 478 nucleotides long. RefSeq names its product molybdopterin synthase sulfur carrier subunit-like. NCBI's taxonomy places the organism in Eukaryota, Metazoa, Chordata, Aves, Accipitriformes, Accipitridae. The coding region runs from base 1 to 462 and encodes 153 amino acids. Gene Ontology annotation, biological process: Mo-molybdopterin cofactor biosynthetic process. The record is from RefSeq and is a predicted model, not a curated record. Gene Ontology annotation, cellular component: cytosol. The transcript has 3 exons.